AUGAAUUUGUUAAUUAGGUUACAUGUAAGGGUGCUCAUCUCUUCCAGAACUGUUGUAGAAGAGGCUAAGAUAAGUAGUAGAAGCAUGACUCGAAGCCAGAAUUAUGAUGAUGAUACAUCAUCUAGCAGUAAGAGAAUCAAGACUUGGGACAAUGGUGGUGUGGCACCUUGGUCGGACCUUAACCAUGAUGCGCUUUUUAUAGUUAUGACGCAACUGGGAAUUGUUGAUUUUGUUGCAUUCAGCAAAGUCUGCAAGUCAUGGAGGUCACAGGCACUCCCUAACAGGAAAAGGUUUAUGGCGUCCAAACCACCCAUGUUGAUGUAUAUCUCUAGUCAUGUUCAUAUGAAAGAGUGCUACCUACAAGACUUUGAAGGAAAAAUUUUCAAGACAGCACUUCCUCAUUCUGGUGGCAGGAUCUAUGUUGGAUUAACUUGUGGUUACUUGAUCUUGUAUGGGUGGGCAACCAGGGACUUCUGGCUUGUGAAUCCUAUCACAGGGCAUGAACUUCAUUUCCCUCAUGUCCCUUCCCAUGUCUAUAGCGGUGAAUCAAAACGGGUGAAGGAGCAUGGAAUCACGUUUACACCACUUCCCACAUCCUUGAUAUACAUGCUUUCAAGGGGAAGAUAUAUACCCUAA
Molecule: messenger RNA, 636 nt
Organism: Lactuca virosa
Lineage: Eukaryota; Viridiplantae; Streptophyta; Magnoliopsida; Asterales; Asteraceae
Source: the annotation of a GenBank genome assembly